GUAGCUUCCCUGCCGCCAUUGGAGUACUCCAGAACCGCGAGAACUUCUCGUGCUUCUCUGAGUCCCAACAACAAUGGACAAGAACCCGAGCUCCGCCUCGGAUGACGUCACUGUGUUCCUAGACACGAGCCUUGACACCCACUUGGCCAUCACCGUCUCCGGCAACGACACCGUUUCCGACCUCAAAAGAAAAUUGGAAAAUGAGCAUCCGUUGAGCUUCGAAGAAAUCAAAAUUCGAGCUUUGAAGGUGGACCGGAGGGGAACCUUGUAUCACCUCUCGGAUUCAAUGCGUGUUAAAUGUGCUGUCAGUGGCGUCGACAGGGAGUGUUUUCUUUUUGCUGAUGCUUCUAUUAUAGAGAAGAGGGGUGAAAUUCAGCAUGGUUCCCGCAAUUUUGGUUCUCGAAUUUGUGAUAAUCCUUUGGUUAGUGGGGCUGAUCGUCCUUUUGAUGUUCUUAGCAAAAGGUUGUUCAGUGUUGAUGAUUCGGUACCAUUGCUACUAGAGGGCAAGAAGAAUAAUAUUGUAGACCAGAAUGGUUCAGUGGAUUCUGGUACAGAAACUUUAAAAGAUUUGGAGAUGGGAAUCAAGCAUUCUGAUGAUGAUCAUUGCAAAACUUCAUUUGAUGAGUCAAUCAAUGGGCUAGAACCUAAAACACAGGCGGAUCGCAGCCGAUGUAGUGAGGGGUUUAGAGUUCCCACAGCACAAGAACACAAUGAAGAUACCUCAAAGGAAGAAAUAAGUGAGGCCAAAAGCAGCGCAUCUUUGGGAAAAGCUUCACCUUCUUCAAAGAAUAGACAACAGAAGGCUAAGCAAAAAAGUGAAGAGACAGCACAUCUGAAAGAAAAUGACACUCCAGUUUAUGGAUUCAAUGAAGAACAGUCGCGGAUAGAUAUUGUACCUCCAGAAGACUCAUUAGGAAAUGAGGGUGGAGAUGUUCCCUGUGAUACGGUGGUAGUAAACAGAACUACUACAGAAGAACCUCCCAGGGCUUCAGCUUCUAAUAUGGAUAACAGGUCAGAUUCUGGACUUCAUAGGAACAAUGAUACAUACAAAGAAACUGAAGUUUCAGGAAAACACACUGACAUUAGAUUGGAUACAUUUAUGCACUGCAAUACAGCAGUAGAAGAUGCUUCACAAUCUCAGACUGUUUCAAAGAAAAAGCGCAAGUUUGAAAACAUAACUGAUCUUGAAGAUUCGUUGAAAGAAAACAAUGUCUUGAUUUGUGAUUCUAAUAAAGAGGCUUCCCAACAAGAUGCUUCUCAAUCUUGGACUGCUUCAAAGAAAAGGCGCAAGUUUGAAAAAGUAACUGAUCUUGAAGAUUUGAUCAAAGAAAACAAUGUCUUGAUUUGUGAUUCUAAUAAAGAGGCUUCCCAACCAGAAAUUACAUCUGAACUCUCUGCAGGGAAAACUGCAAGUACUACCUUAGAUGGUUCACUUGCUGAAACCACAGAUUUGUUGACAAACAGUUCCAGGGGAAAGAAGAACAAAAAGAAAAAGAAAGCAUCGAAUCCUCUGCACCAAGUAGUUGAUGCAGCUCCUUCUGGAAACGGUGAUAUGGAAGAGAGAUCUAUGGUUGCUUCUGCAGGAAUUAAUAAUAAAAAUUCAAGUGGAGAAGAUGUAGCACCUAUCAGUAGACUAGGUCCGAAGGAAGAUAACUGCGCUUCUAUCCGAGAGUUGCAGGAAAAUCGUAAAGCACCCUCUUCACUUGAUUUUAAUAAAGCUACUGAAGAAAAACCAGAAGGUCAUCCUCCCCUUGUUGUCAAAGCUCCUAGUGAAAAUGGAACAAGUUCAGCUGAAAGAGUUCGAGAGAAGAGAGAACCAUCACAGACAAAUGACUCGGAAGCAAUGCUGUCUGAAAGCCAGGGUAAAACAGAUGGGAACAAUGCAAAACUAAUUGUGACAUCUGAAUUAUUGGAUACUAAUGAACCUGUCACCCCUAGUAAGAAGAAAAGGAAGAAAAGGAAGACCAAGGAUUCCGUCGGUGCAGAACACAUUGUAGAUUCUCAGUGUGAUAUUUCAUUGGCUGAACCUCAUGAAGAUGUACAUGGUCAACAGGAUAGUGAUAAAGCUAAGAACGAGGAGAGUAAUUUUUCUCAGAAAAAUGGGAAAGACGUAUCAGAAAAGGAUACAGAGAGUUGCCAUUUAGUUAUGGAACCUGUCACCCCUAGUAAGAAGAAAAAGAAGAAAAGGAAGACCAAGGAUUCCACCGGUGCAGAACACAUUGUAGAUUCUCAGUGUGAUAUUUCAUUGGCUGAACCUCAUGAAGCUGUACAUGGUGAACAGGACAGUGAUAAAGCUAAGAACGAGGAGAGUAAUUUUUCUCAGAAAAAUGGGAAAGACAUAUCAGAAAAGGAUACAAAGAGUUGCCAUUUAGUUAUGGAAGCUGAUAAGUGUGAUGGCAAUGAGGUUGAAACGUCACAGCAAGUUGGCAAAACUCCAGCAAAUGCAGAGAGUACGAAAAAGAAAUCGAAGAGGAAACAUGAUGCCAUGACAAAAGAUCUCCAGAAGUUGGAAGCAGAAGAGAAGAGUGCUAGUCACCAGGAUCCUGCUCUAACAACUGAUAAUAGAACUGAGGCAGUAGCCAGCAAAAGAAAGAAAAGUAAGCUGGCAAAAACAACUCUGAUCGAUCAGUCAAAUGCAAAAUGUCUGGAAUCUGGUAGCGAGUAUGGAGUUCAAAUUGGUAGUCUCCAUGCUUGCUCAAAUUUCAUGUCUGAGUCUACUAAACUUCCUUCCCAUGCACAAGAACACAUUGCUGGGAUGUCUCUCAAACCUAAUCUUUCUGGCAACCAUGAGGAGGUUUCUUGUGAAGGAGAAGAGAUUAACUUUCAUAAAUAUAUGGUGCCUAGCCAAAGCAAGAAUGAAGUUGUUGCUUCUGGUGAAGUACAUGCUGAAGAGGUGACGAAAUCAAAAAAAGCGGAUAACAAGCAGAAGCCUAAAAAGAACCGCAAAGCGGUUGAUUCAAGUGGCUGCUCAUGGGAUCUGCAAAGUCCACUCAAGUCGCAUGAUAACCAAGGGAUUGGUGAAAAGUCUGAAGCUAGCAAAUCUAGCUCCAUACAACCGCAUGGAUCAAUAUCUAAUGUUGAUGGUGUUGUGCCUCAGCCCGAGGAAAUUGUUCCCAAGAAAACUGGGACUAAAGCCCAAUCAUCUGAUGCAUCUGGUAAAAUAAAUUCCAUUCCCAAGGUAGCUGGAAAGCGCAGUCUUGCCAAUGGUUCUGGGGCCAAUAGUAUUACCGAGAAAAAGAAUGAAGCUGUUGCUAUAUCAAGUUCUAAGACGGAAAAAUCAAACAAUAAAGACCAAAAGAAACCAGUUAAGAAGCACCAAUCAGGUGUGAGUCAGAAUGUUGUGGCCAGUGGAAAAGCUUCUGGUAAUGAUGAUGGGGAAGUGUUGAAUAGCUCAAAAGGCAAGAAGAGCUCAGCGACACCGUUGGCCCCUGAGUACAGGAAUAAAAGUUCUGAAGGCAAAGAUGGAUUUGUUGAUUCGGGUGCCAGCACCACCUCGUCUGAUUACUCAUUGUCCUCUGAAUCUGACUACUCAGAUGGUGAAAGCAAUGCAGGAUCUUGUGCCUCAUCAGGGAAGAAGAAUACAGGGACAAGCGGUUAUUCUAGCAUAAAGGGUAAACUGACAAGAAGGCUAAAAAACGAUGAGAUUUUUCUAAAUUCAAGCGUCUACAAGAAGGCCAAACUUGCCGCAUCUCAAUCACAACUCGAAGAAGACAGCCAGGCUCCUGAAUUUGUUCCAGACAGUCAGCCUGCCUUCUAGUUAUUUGGCUAAAAUUUCCAAUGAAGUUUUGUGAGAUUUUCUCUUUCGAUGAGAGUUUGUAGGGCACUUGAUAGGAGGACAUCACGAGGUGUUCCUUUUUGUCCAAGAAUCUUCUAUAGUUUGUUUCAUGGUUCAGGCAACUAGAAUCUAUCAGUGUCCCCCAUUUUCCGCUUGGUUUUAAUGUGUUAUGUUAUUAGCCAACAAAAUCAUGCAUUUUGCCCAUUAAAAUUGGAUCCCAGUUUUGUAAUCCAUAGGUUGUUUUGAUUC
Messenger RNA from Rosa rugosa (rugosa rose), 4024 nucleotides. RefSeq lists its product as uncharacterized. NCBI's taxonomy places the organism in Eukaryota, Viridiplantae, Streptophyta, Magnoliopsida, Rosales, Rosaceae. The transcript has 6 exons. The record is from RefSeq and is a predicted model, not a curated record. Bases 74 to 3757 code for a protein of 1227 amino acids.